UCUAUAUGAAAUGCUAAAAUUACCGUACAACUACACCCAAUCACAGAUGGCAUCAGCCAGAGCAUGGAUUGCCUUGACAUUUUGCAAGAACAAGAAAAUGCCACAGAAACAUCUAGUCACUACAACUGAUGACAGUGAUUAUACCUGUGCUAAUGACAAUGAUGUACAAAUAGUUGAGGAACGUACAAGUGCUCUCAAAGAUACUGAUACCUACAGCCAAAGUCAUGAAAUACAUACUGCCAUACAAACUGACAGUAAGGAGGAAGAAGAGUCACAGUCAGAAAAGAAAUUAUAUACUAUUCAUUGCACCACAAAGGAAAUGGAGACAACACUGAAAAAAUUGGAGUCAACAGGUGUCAUCCAGACAUUGUUGGACGUGUGCCCCACCCAACAACCACCCAACAUUUCUCGAAGAGUGACCAUCGAGGAGAGCACAAGGCAGUGGCGGCACUUCACUAUUGGAGCAAAGUUUCCAUGGCCUAUUAUUAAGAAAGCAAUAAAUUAUUUUAAAAAACGGUACUUUUCAAACCCCAGUAGUGCAAGGUACAUGGACCCAAAAGACAUUGACAAUUUUAGUGAAUUUAUGGGGGAAUCAGGAGACUGGAUUUAUUGUGUCAAAUCAAGACAUGCUGUCUUCCAUGUCUUGGCCUACCAUCAUCUAGGCACUUGGGCGACAGAUGACAUUGCAGCCAAGUUGAAACUGAGUCAUCCCUAA
Messenger RNA from Corticium candelabrum, 715 nucleotides. RefSeq lists its product as uncharacterized. Lineage: Eukaryota; Metazoa; Porifera; Homoscleromorpha; Homosclerophorida; Plakinidae. The record is from RefSeq and is a predicted model, not a curated record. The transcript has 6 exons. Bases 11 to 715 code for a protein of 234 amino acids.